AUGAUCGGGUCAAAGCUACCGGCUCAGUGGGGAAAAGAUGAGAAAACACUGGAGAGGGGGAAAAUCAAAUUUCAUUUCCCCGCACCACUGCCCAGUCCCUAUCUCUCUCUCAAAUUUCUGUCCGUACAGCUCGCCCCAUCGCCCGUCGCCGGUCGCCCCCGUCGUCCGUCGUCCGUGUCUUCCCCCUCCGGCAGGCAGAUCCUCUCCAGCUCUCUCUCUCUCUCCGGCGUAUUUCCUCUCUCCGGCGGUUCCCACUCCGCCAGAGACGGUCGUCCGUCGUCUUCCCCCUCCGGCAGAUCCUCUCCAGCUCUCUCUCUCUCCGGCGCUUCCCGCUCCGCCAGAUUCGGUCGCCCGUCGUCUUCCCCCUCCGGCAGAUCCUUUCCAGCUCUCUCUCUCUCUCUCCGGCGGUUUUCCUCUCUUCGCCGUUCUCUCUCGGCGUCCGGCGUCCGCCCUUCUCUUCGCCGUUCUCUCUCGGCGUCCGGCGUCCUCUGUCGUCCGGCAGAUCUCGUCCCAGUCCAGCUCUGUCUCCGGCAGAUCUUCUCUCCGGCGGGCAGGUUUACAAUUUCUGAGUUAGACGCAGUGAAAAAACCUGGCCCAGAGAACAAAGAAAUCAAUUAUCGAUGCUAUGCUGUUAAUUAUCCAUCUUCCGAUGAAGUCAUUACUUCCACAUUGAGACCAAUGUAAUAGUUAAUGGUAUUUGAUGUACAUUUUUGUUGUCAUUAAAGAUGGGUGUAUAUUGAUGUAUAUUUGACGUACCUUUACCUUUUGAUAUGU
Molecule: messenger RNA, 774 nt
Organism: Alnus glutinosa
Lineage: Eukaryota; Viridiplantae; Streptophyta; Magnoliopsida; Fagales; Betulaceae
Exons: 3
Coding region: 1-684 (227 amino acids)
Source: RefSeq, a predicted model, not a curated record